Molecule: messenger RNA, 705 nt
Organism: Drosophila melanogaster (fruit fly)
Lineage: Eukaryota; Metazoa; Arthropoda; Insecta; Diptera; Drosophilidae
Gene: RpL37A
Product: ribosomal protein L37A
Exons: 4
Coding region: 127-405 (92 amino acids)
Biological process (GO): translation
Cellular component (GO): ribosome
Molecular function (GO): structural constituent of ribosome
Source: RefSeq, marked reviewed
ACAUUUUGAGGUAUCAUGCUUGUAUCGAGCGGCGGUCACACUUUUCGCUCUUUUCGAUUUUUCGUUUCCGGCGUAAUACUGCUGGCGAAUCUUUCCCGUGUCUAACACACCAACAACAACAGCAAAAUGGCCAAGCGCACCAAGAAGGUUGGAAUCGUUGGUAAAUAUGGUACCCGUUAUGGUGCCUCCCUGCGUAAGAUGGUCAAGAAGAUGGAAAUCACCCAGCACAGCAAGUACACUUGCUCCUUCUGCGGCAAGGACUCCAUGAAGCGCGCCGUUGUGGGCAUCUGGUCCUGCAAGCGCUGCAAAAGGACCGUCGCCGGUGGCGCCUGGGUGUACUCCACCACCGCCGCCGCCUCCGUGCGAUCCGCCGUCCGUCGUCUGCGUGAAACCAAGGAACAGUAAACAUAAACGGAUCAUUAAUGAUGGAACCAUCUAAUUGAAUGCUCCGCUAUGCUAGCUCCCGUAGUUUUAAUCUGACAACGCGAUUUUCCUGUGGUUUGCGCCGUGCCGGUCAUGUGAAAAUAAAAAAAAAUGUUUUUUACUUUUAACAGUAUGCGCAAGUGAUGCUUAUUUAAGUGGAAAACUAAGUUGGAAAGUUGUGCGAAAACGAAUCCAAAAUUCCCCCUUUGGCUAGUUAUAUGGAAAUGAUACUUCUGUGCACUCGUGAUUUAUGUUCUGUGUGCAAAGCUGAGAAGUUCGAUU